UUCACAUAAUCAAUCGCUACACACACAUUGAGGUCUAUUUUGUUGGAUCAGUUCAGAAAGCAAGGACAAUUUGCCCAUACAUUCAAAAACUAGUCAUGAAGGUUGUCAGUGACAGUGCUGGUUCUCUCAGUGUUGAACACAAUCAUGUCAAUGCAUUCUCUUGUCCUAAAGAUAAGAGCUGUUACUGUGUUAUAGAGGAAGACUUUGAAGUUAAUUGUACAUCAUGUGAUGAGUCAGCUGAUAUACAACUAAGUGAUGCUAUUGCUAGCUACUGGUGCUGGUUUGAUUUAGACUGUGGCCCUAAAGUAGUAACCUCAGACUCAGAAUAUUCACAAACACUCAAUAUAAGUUGUUUGGAUCAGAUCUUAACUGAUAUGAAAGAGGGUCAUUUUCGAAAUUGCAGUUGGUUUGAUCUAGGACUGAAACUGGGCUUAUAUGAUACAACUCUGAGUGAUAUAGAAUCAAAUUCUACUGAAGUAGAAGAAUGCCUAAGAAAAUGUAUUGCUAAAUGGUUAGAAGGAGCAGAUGGGGUAAAUGCUAAAGGAAGACCAAGCUGGACCACACUGGUUAAAGCUCUUGAACAAUGUGAUAAAAGGUCAACAGCUGAUCACAUCAGGUGUAAGAGAUUAACAAGAGCUGCUCAUCAAUAGAGAAUAGCUUUAGUUGUGUAACUUGUGCUUAAUUACAGUAAAAUUUUUUAGUUGAUAGUAUGAUUAUGGUAAAAUUUUAAAUGUAUCCUUAAUUUAUGAAUUAUUUUGUAAAAUUUUUAUUGUUAUUUUUGAGUCAAUACUCUGCUGUAAAUAUGUGUUUUGUUAUUCAAAAUAAUUCUUUAUGCUUUGAUAAUA
Amphimedon queenslandica is the source of this 845-nucleotide messenger RNA. RefSeq lists its product as uncharacterized. Lineage: Eukaryota; Metazoa; Porifera; Demospongiae; Haplosclerida; Niphatidae. The transcript has 3 exons. The record is from RefSeq and is a predicted model, not a curated record. Bases 96 to 650 code for a protein of 184 amino acids.